This is a messenger RNA of Kwoniella botswanensis, 1239 nucleotides long. RefSeq lists its product as uncharacterized. The record is from RefSeq and is a predicted model, not a curated record. Lineage: Eukaryota; Fungi; Basidiomycota; Tremellomycetes; Tremellales; Cryptococcaceae. Bases 1 to 1239 code for a protein of 412 amino acids. The transcript is spliced from 6 exons.
AUGUCCACUUCGUACCCCUCAAAUGAUCAUACACCGUCAGGCAUGUCUACCUCACUCCGACGCAAAGGAUCCGUGACUAGAAGCAGAAGUGGGAUGACGCCGUCCGUAGCUUCAAAGAGAGGUUCAGCUUUUCUCAACGCUUCUUCCACGGCGUUGGAAUUUGGCAGUAUCUCACCAAAACUAGAAGGGGAUCUCAUGAAUGAGACAGCAGGACUCAAAAAGGUAGUGGAAGGGCUGAACAAGACCAAUACAAGCCUGCGAAAUCGAAUAACAGAUUUGGAAACUCUUAUCGAACACAACACCGGUCCUGAAAUGGAAAGAUUGAAUAAGGAAUUAGCAACGUUGGAAGACCUAUUUGCAAAAAGUCAGAAGGAUAACGAAGCUCAGUAUGCUGAGAGUGAAAGACAGAAAGCCUACGUCAAAGAGCUGGAGAAUCUAUUGUCGACGAGCUUGGGAAUGGACUGGCAGGAAUCACACAACGUCUAUCCACCUGCACCUACCACGACUCUAGUGACAGCAUCUACCCCCCUUCCACCACCCAAACCCUCCCACCCACUUCGUCAUUCCGUAUCAUUCUCCAAUAAACGCUCUUCCAGCAAAUUACACAAACGUGCAAGUUCAGUGAUGGAUUUGGGCUUGAUGAGUCUUCAAGCUGUCAAAGAAGAUGACAUGGGUGUGGAUGAUACUCCAACAGGUGCACUGAGGAAGUUGAGUGGGCCGACAUCUACCUCUAUCAAGAUGAAAGAGAACCAAGAAAAGGACAAAGAGAAGGAUCGUUAUAUUCUUGCCCGUACACUUGAAGCGGAAUUUUCCACUUCCACCACUUUUCAGAGGAGCCUCAAAUCUUCCUCGACAAGCAGAUCACAAUCUCAUUCCGACCUCCAUACUAUGGAUAUUGACGUUACUCAUCACCAGUCAAAUAAACCGGAAGCCAGCAGAUCCGACCCUACUUCUAUACUUCCAAAUGUAGAUAUCAACCAGCUGAAUAAGGUACUUCAUCUGCUAUCGAGCCUCGAUCCAUCGACAAUCACCGAUAGUCUCCCAAGACCUCAAGGGCAAUCUCAAGAUGAACAGACAUCUUUCCACUCAGCGAACUCACCACAAGAUAUGAAUAUGUUUAGAUCGAUGCGCAGGAUGCUAGAAAGUCAUCAGAAAGCUCUUACAGAUAGGGAAACCAGGUUGAACUACAUCAUCCAGAUGGCGAAAGAGAAGGAGGAAAGAUACGCUACCACCACCUAG